This is a messenger RNA of Thunnus maccoyii (southern bluefin tuna), 829 nucleotides long. It is a transcript of the gene lamtor1, whose product is annotated as late endosomal/lysosomal adaptor, MAPK and MTOR activator 1. The record is from RefSeq and is a predicted model, not a curated record. Lineage: Eukaryota; Metazoa; Chordata; Actinopteri; Scombriformes; Scombridae. Gene Ontology annotation, cellular component: late endosome membrane; membrane raft; Ragulator complex. Gene Ontology annotation, biological process: positive regulation of TOR signaling; positive regulation of MAPK cascade; endosomal transport. Gene Ontology annotation, molecular function: guanyl-nucleotide exchange factor activity; molecular adaptor activity. The transcript is spliced from 5 exons. The coding region runs from base 237 to 713 and encodes 158 amino acids.
UUCAAUAUCGGAAGUGGUGGUUUGUGUUGUUGCACCACCACGGCGGUGCUGUCAUGUGAUAGCUCGUCUGAAGAGCUGCUGUUGACAGUAGCUUCCUACCUUUAGAUGAAGCUCAAAUAAAAAAAAAACCUAGCUGAAGAGAAGUUGCAUGCUUGCUGGAGACGACAAACACGGCUGGUUUCUGUCAGGACACCAGGGAAGCUGGGGUUGUGUAGUUUGGCCCCUCGGACGCUGCCAUGGGUUGCUGUUACAGCAGCGAGAACGAGACCACAGAGCAGGACCCUGAACGUAAGCCGCUGAUCCCUCCGAACCCCGUCAGCAAACCCCCAAAUGGGCAGGACUGGAUCACUACCACUGUCCCCUCAGCGCGGACAGAUGAACAGGCCCUCCUUACAUCCAUCCUCACCAAGACAGCACAGAACAUCAUUGAUGUCUCAGCAGCUGACUCCGUCAUGAUGGAGCAGCAUGAAUACAUGGACAAAGCUCGGCAAUACAGUACAAAACUUGCUGUGUUGAGCAACAGUCUGCCCCAGAAGAAAGCCCUUGCUCUCCCCUCCCUCACCAGCCAGCCCCACCAAGUGCUUGCGAGUGACCUGGUGCCAUACUCAGAUGUUCAGCAGGUGUCCAAGAUAGCAGCUUAUGCUUACAGUGCAAUCUCUCAAAUCAAAGUGGAUGCUAAAGAAGAACUGGUGGUCCAGUUUGCCAUUCCUUGAUUCUGCGACUCUGGCCUGCAUAUUCUUCCUCCCAUCCUGCUCUCUCUAUGUCACUUCCUGCAUCCUCACCCUCCAGCCCACCCUUUAUUAAAGCAUCUUGGUCCUUGUGCUUCUUA